AUGGCUACGAACAUUACAUGGCACCCGUCGCUUUCCCGCCAUGAGCGUAAUCAGCUGCGUCGCCAGCGUGGCUUCACCAUUUGGCUGACUGGCCUCUCUGCCUCGGGCAAGUCGACCGUGGCGACCGCUUUGGAGCAACAUCUCCUGCACCUGGGCCUUGCUGCCUACCGUUUGGAUGGCGACAACGUUCGUUUUGGCCUCAACAAAGAUCUGGGAUUUUCUGAGAAGGACCGGAACGAGAACAUUCGUCGUAUCGCAGAGGUUGCUAAGCUGUUCGCUGACUCCUCGACAAUCGCCAUCACUUCCUUCAUUUCUCCGUACCGAGCAGACCGUCAGGUUGCCCGCGAGCUGCACACCCAAGCGAGCCAAAGCGACGACGACGCUAUCCCUUUCAUCGAAAUCUUCGUCGACGUCCCAAUCGAGGUGGCAGAGCAACGUGAUCCUAAGGGGCUUUACAAGAAGGCCAGAGCAGGCGAGAUCAAGGACUUCACUGGCAUCUCUGCGCCGUAUGAAGAGCCUGAAAACCCCGAAAUCCGCAUCAGGACCGACAAGUCGAGCGUGGAGGAGUGCGUCGCGCAGAUUGCCGAGUGGUUGAUCAAGGAGGGCCUCAUUUCAUCCACCAAAGCAGCUUAA
Messenger RNA from Colletotrichum aenigma, 633 nucleotides. RefSeq names its product Adenylyl-sulfate kinase (gene MET14). The record is from RefSeq and is a predicted model, not a curated record. Bases 1 to 633 code for a protein of 210 amino acids. The transcript is spliced from 3 exons. Gene Ontology annotation, molecular function: ATP binding; adenylylsulfate kinase activity. Lineage: Eukaryota; Fungi; Ascomycota; Sordariomycetes; Glomerellales; Glomerellaceae. Gene Ontology annotation, biological process: sulfate assimilation.